AUGGCUCCAGAGACAUCUCCUACCGAGAAUUCCCCGUUGCUGGGAUCCUCCUCCAACGGCGCUGUCUCCAACGGCACGAUUUCUAAUCACAAUGUGGAAUCAGGGGAUCCAGUUCAGACAGAGGAUUCAGGCAAAGAGCCGUUCUAUGAUGCGCAGAAACAGCUUAAAUAUAUUGUACCUGCCAUAUCGCUUGGAAUCUUCUUGUCAGCGGCCGACCAGACAAUUAUUAUGGCCAGUUAUGGUCAGAUUGGUAGCGAUCUCAAAGCUCUCAAUCUGACCAGCUGGAUUGCUACUUCUUAUUUUCUCACUUUAACCUCUUUCCAGCCUUUAUACGGCAAGCUGAGCGAUAUUUUUGGUCGCAAGCCAUGUCUUCUCUUUGCAUAUGCGAUUUUCGGUACUGGGUGCUUAGGAUGCGGUCUGGCUCGAGAUAUCAAUGAAUUGAUUGCUGCUCGUGUCUUCCAAGGCAUUGGCGGUGGAGGUAUGACCACUGUUGUCAGCAUUUUGAUGAGUGAUCUUGUUCCUCUUCGUGAUCGAGGGCUGUGGCAGGGUAUUAUCAAUAUCAUCUAUGCAACAGGUGCCGGUACCGGUGCACCCUUGGGUGGAAUUCUCUCCGACUACAUUGGCUGGCGCUGGGCGUUUUUAGCGCAAUUCCCUCUCUGCAUUAUUGCAUUCAUAGCCGUAUCGUUCUUGCUCAAGCUGCCCGCUCGCGAGAGCGCCCAUUGGAAGACCAAGCUGCGUCGCAUCGACUUCCUUGGCGCUGUAGUCCUUGUUGGCGCCGUUCUUGGUUUCCUAAUUGGUCUUGAUCGUGGCAGUAAUGUUUCGUGGAAACUACCCCUGACAAUUGCCUCGCUGAGUGUCUCCGCUGUCUUGUUCGUGAUCUUUAUCCUAGUUGAGAUCUACCUGGCAGCCGAACCUUUCGCGCCUGGUCACAUCAUCUUCAACCGAACAUUCUUUGCUUGCUACAGCUGCAACUUCUUCAGCUUUGGGGGUUGGAUUGCCGCCCUGUUUUAUAUCCCUUUAUACUUCCAGGCGGUAGAUGGUGUAUCUGCUACGACUGCAGGACUGCGCUUAUUGCCAAGCAUUCUUUCUGGUGUCUCUGGAUCCGUGUUUGCAGGCUUGUUGAUGAAAUGGUAUGGCAAGUAUUACUGGCUGACAGUUGUUGCGUAUUCUUUCCUGACAACUGGUGUGUUCUGCAUAUACCUGUUCUCCGGUGGUGUGGUGGCUAGUACAGUCCCGAUGAUCUUGGGAAUGGUAAUUUCAGCAUUCGGCAAUGGCAUUGGUGUCACUACAACCUUGAUCGGUUUGAUAUCGAAUGCUACUCCUGAAGACCAGGCGGUCGUCACUGCUUGUUCAUAUCUGUUCCGCUCAUUGGGAUCCGUGAUUGGCCUCUCUUUGUCAUCAACUGUGGUUCAACAAGUCUUACGGAAUCGAUUGCAAUCAGGUCUACGCGACAGUAAGAAUAUCGAUCAGAUUGUUGAAGGCGUACGAGAAAGUCUGGAUUUCAUCAAAACCCUCGACCCAACAACUGCCAGGAUUGUCCGGGACUCUUAUGGCUGGUCCACCAACAAGGGAUUCGCCUUUUUGGUUGUUGUGGUGUUCUUCGCUUUGCUGAGCAGCUGUUACAUCCGUGAAAGCAAACUCAACCGCUAA
This is a messenger RNA of Penicillium crustosum, 1650 nucleotides long. RefSeq names its product putative MFS multidrug transporter. Gene Ontology annotation, biological process: transmembrane transport; basic amino acid transport. The transcript has 5 exons. Gene Ontology annotation, cellular component: fungal-type vacuole membrane. Bases 1 to 1650 code for a protein of 549 amino acids. Lineage: Eukaryota; Fungi; Ascomycota; Eurotiomycetes; Eurotiales; Aspergillaceae. The record is from RefSeq and is a predicted model, not a curated record. Gene Ontology annotation, molecular function: basic amino acid transmembrane transporter activity.